AUGAAGAAGCCUUACAGUCGACCACAAACAUCUCAGGGUCCUACUUGCUAUCAGUGUGGCGGACACCAUUUAAAGAGAAAUUGUCGGCAACUGACAAGGGGUGUAGGGGGAUCAGGUGACCGUCGCAAGUGUUUCAUAUGCGACAAAUCGGGACACUUUACCAAUAAUUGCCCAGAAAAGAAGAAUUUGGGUGUGAAGAAGCCAGCAGCAUCGCUAGCAAAAAGAGCUAGAGCGGCUGGCAGGGUCUUUGCCUUGACCUCCACAGAGGCUACUAAAUCAGGUAACAUUAUCCUCAAGCCAUGUUUAUUGUUGGGUCAGUUAGUAUUAGUGUUGUUCGAUUCUGGAGCAACACAUUCUUUCAUUGCUAAUGUGUGUGUGGGGAGAUUGAAUUUGGUGAAAUGCGAUUUGGGUUGUGAGUUGCUUGUUUCAACUCCCUCCUCGGGUCAAGUAGCUAAUAGUUCAGUCUGCUUUGGGUGUUCAAUGGAAGUGGCAGGUCACAGAUUCAAGGUGAACUUGGUUUUGGUAUUCCCAGAACACGGGGGAUUGGAGUUAAUCUCAACUCAAAGAGCGAUAAAUGAAGUGGAAGCUGCAGCCACCUGUUUUAUGAUAGUGGCUCAUAUAGAGAAGAAUAGCACCGCAGAGAAAAUCAGUAUGAUUCCAGUAGUGGGAGAGUAUGCAGAUGUCUUCCCUGAUGAAAUUCCAAAAUUGCCACCUAGUAGGGAUGUGGAUUUCACCAUUCGAAUUUAG
Vigna unguiculata (cowpea) is the source of this 747-nucleotide messenger RNA. RefSeq lists its product as uncharacterized. Lineage: Eukaryota; Viridiplantae; Streptophyta; Magnoliopsida; Fabales; Fabaceae. Gene Ontology annotation, molecular function: zinc ion binding; nucleic acid binding. The record is from RefSeq and is a predicted model, not a curated record.